AUGAGCGACACUGAGAAAGAGUUCAGAGAAAAGGAGCCACAGCCUGGCUCGGGGAGUUCGUCCCCGCGGCGAUCGGCCAAAUCCGCCAGCCGUUCACCGGCACGGUCGAAGGACGGUUCCAACCGCUCUGGGUCCAGGUCUCGCUCAAGAUCUAGAUCCAAAUCCAAAUCGAGGUCCCGUUCCCACCGGAGCUCGCGCAGGAACUAUUCCCGUUCUCGCUCCCGCUCCCGUCGUCGCCGUUCCCGAAGCCGAUCCGGCAGCCGGAGGAGGAGCCACAGCCGCUCGCCCAUGUCCAACCGCCGCAGACACAUUGGCAACAGGGCCAACCCUGACCCAAACACCUGCCUGGGCGUGUUCGGGCUGAGCCUUUAUACCACCGAGCGGGACCUGCGGGACGUGUUCUCCAAGUACGGCCCCCUGGCGGAUGUCAACAUCGUUUACGACCAACAGUCGCGGCGCUCCCGGGGCUUCGCCUUCGUCUACUUUGAGAACUACGAGGACUCCAAGGAGGCCAAGGAGCACGCCAACGGAAUGGAACUGGACGGCCGGCGAAUCAGAGUGGAUUUCUCCAUCACCAAACGAGCGCACACCCCCACUCCUGGCAUCUACAUGGGACGGCCCACAUACGGUGGCGGCGGCGGAGGUGGCGGAGGCGGUUCCUCCAGGCGCAUGUCGCGGGACUACGACCGAGGCUACGACAGAGGUUAUGAUCGAGGUUACGACCGGGACUACGAUCGCUACGAUGACCGGGAGUACCGGUCGUACAGACGAAGAUCUCCAUCACCGUACUACAGCAGGGGAUACCGCUCUCGAUCCAGAUCACGAUCCUACUCCCCACGUAUGUUUAUUUUUACGCUGUGUUCAGACCGGACGCAUUUUGCCGUGCGACAUCGCGUCGCUCGCCCUAUGACUGUCACCAAAUAUAGUUUUCGUGUUUACACCGACCUUUGUCGCUAA
Nerophis lumbriciformis (worm pipefish) is the source of this 957-nucleotide messenger RNA. The record is from RefSeq and is a predicted model, not a curated record. NCBI's taxonomy places the organism in Eukaryota, Metazoa, Chordata, Actinopteri, Syngnathiformes, Syngnathidae.